This is a messenger RNA of Venturia canescens, 2156 nucleotides long. RefSeq names its product CXXC finger protein 1. NCBI's taxonomy places the organism in Eukaryota, Metazoa, Arthropoda, Insecta, Hymenoptera, Ichneumonidae. The record is from RefSeq and is a predicted model, not a curated record. The transcript is spliced from 6 exons. Bases 180 to 1736 code for a protein of 518 amino acids. Gene Ontology annotation, molecular function: DNA binding; zinc ion binding. Gene Ontology annotation, cellular component: Set1C/COMPASS complex.
CAGUAGAUGGCGUGAAAUUCAAGAUGGCGUUGCUGUUAAAAAAAUAGCAAACAAAAUCACAAAAUACUCCAAAAGUUUCUGAAGAAUUUUGUUGUUGCGUCAAAUAUUCAAUAUUUAUAAUUAUUCACACCAUUGUACAUUAAUAGAUCGACGUUCGAGUUCAAUAAUAACGACGUACAAUGAGUGGAAAACGUCAUGGGUUGUCCAAAGAAGAAAUUGCUAAGCAAUUUAUGCUGCCAGAAAGGAAAAGCAAAAUCGCUACGCUUCUAAAACAAGACGGCCAAGCCUACUGUAUUUGCCGAAGUUCGGAUAGUUCGCGUUUCAUGAUAGGAUGCGAUGCUUGUGAAGAAUGGUAUCACGGAGAUUGCAUUAAUGUUACUGAAAAAGAUGCCAAGUAUAUCAAACAAUUCUUCUGUGUGCGUUGUAGAGAGGAAGAUUCCACAUUGGUAACUCGGUACAAGCCAAAAAAAUCAGAACAGGAUGAUCGACGGUUGAAAAAGUACAAAGAGAAGGGUCGAGAUCACAGAUACGAAUAUGAUGCAGCUUGGGAUCCAACUUUGGUGAAGAAAUCGUCAAAGCGCUGCGGGGAAUGCAAUGGAUGUUUAAGAAGCGAGAAUUGUGGAAAAUGUGACGCGUGCAGACACUUGAAGAAAUUUGGUCCGUCGGUGAGGCUGAAGCUUCGUUGUAUCCAGAGGACGUGCAGAACAAUCGGAGUGCCCUUGAAACCUUCUAAAAGCUUUAACAGACCGAUAAAACCAAGUAAAAAAAGAAAAAGAGAUUCGAGCAAUGAAAGAAACGAGCAUCUUGAACAACCGCGUCAGUGUUACGGUCCAGGCUGUCUAUUGCAAUCCAGACCAGGAAGCAAAUACUGUUCGGACGAGUGUGGUAUGAAACUCGCGACUAACAGAAUUUAUCAGGUUUUACCACAACGCAUACAGGAAUGGUCACUAACCUCUUGUGUUGCCGAACAAAAUAAUAGAAGAGCUCUGGAAACUGUGCGAAAACAACAACACGACGUUCGACGAAUUUUACAAGAAUUAGACAAACGUCAUGCCGAACUUGAUCGAAUCGUCGAACGCGCUAGACACGCAACCAUUGAUUCCAAAACCGAUGACGAUGAAAAUGACGAUACGGAAAUGAGCAUGUACUGCAUCACUUGCGGACACGAGAUACAUUCUCGUAGCGCUAUUAAACAUAUGGAAAAGUGUUUCAAUAAGUAUGAAUCCCAAGCGUCGUUCGGUUCAAUAUUCAAGACAAGAAUCGAGGGUCAAGUGAUGUUUUGCGAUUUUUAUAAUCCAGUGAAUCGAACCUAUUGCAAGCGUUUACGAGUUUUGUGUCCAGAACAUUGCAAGGAUCCAAAAAUAACUGAUACGGAAGUGUGCGGUUGUCCUUUAGUAACGAACGUCUUUGAUUCUACGGGUGAAUUUUGUCGAGCACCGAAAAAAAGUUGCGUUAAGCAUUACGUAUGGGAAAAAUUGCGUCGGGCAGAAAUCGACAUGGAACGGGUUCGUCAAUGGCUGAAAAUCGACGAGCUCGUCGAACAAGAACGACAAAUACGCUCAAACAUGGCAACCAGAGCCGGAGUACUCGCUCUCAUGCUACACUCCACUUACAAUCAUGAACUCAUGGAACAAAUGACACAGGAACAAAACAGAGAACAAAUGGAGGCCAUGGAGGUUGAACUUCAACGGCGAUACAGUUUACAACGCAAUGAAAAUAAUGUUAUAGACCAAUAGCAAGUUAAGUUGAAUUACAACUAUCCUGAAAGAUGAUUACCAAUUAUUUGCUUUCUUUAAAUUGUUUUUUUUACAACUACAUGUACAAACUAUUGAUAAUCACAGCUAUCACCUGUACCAAUGUUACGUCCAGAAGGGAUGAACAGGGUUAGAGUAAUAUUUUUAUGUUUAUUUUAUUUUACGCUCCACCAACCUGCACCGAAGGUGCAGGAUUUCGAAUAAUCUUCAGGAAAUUUGGAAACUCUGAAUAUAUUAAAGUGAUGAAAAAAAUAUGUCUAUACGGUCCCAUACAGGUCCCGAAUGAUUUGAGAAAGGAUCGCUCAAUCUAUGAACUAUUAAAAGAAAGAAACACACCGGUAUAACUUUAGACUGGUGGGGGAGGGAGGCGAUUAAAUAAUACAAGAAGUACAUUAACAAAGA